This is a messenger RNA of Rotaria socialis, 1179 nucleotides long. The record is from the annotation of a GenBank genome assembly. NCBI's taxonomy places the organism in Eukaryota, Metazoa, Rotifera, Eurotatoria, Philodinida, Philodinidae.
AUGACUAUCAACAAGAGCAGCGGUUUUAAUGCUUGUGAAUUCAAUCCUGAACACGAACUAUUUGCUUGUGGUUCUGUUGAAGGUCAUUUAGAAUGUUAUGAUCCUCGUGUACGAUCACUUGUUGGAAACAUUGAUUGUGCUGUCUAUGCAAAUAGUAAUAGCGGUAACAGUUUUAGUUUACCGGCUGUAUCAUGUAUUAAAUUCAAAGAUGCACUCAAUAUAGCUGUCGGCACUAGUACUGGUCAGAUAUUAAUGUUUGAUAUUCGUUCAAAUAAACCAUACUUUAUAAAAGAUCACAAUUAUAAUCUACCGAUAAAACGUAUUGAUUUUCAUACACUCAAUGAUGAUUAUGUUCUAUCAAUCGAUAAGAAAAUAUGUAAAAUAUGGAAUCGACAUACGGGUAAAAAUCUAACGUCAAUUGAACCAGCAACACCACUCAAUGAUAUGCUCAAUAUACCUGGCAGUGGUCUAAUAUGUCUAACCAAUGAUUCACCGAAAAUAUUUGUUUAUUACAUUCCCACAUUGGGUAAUGCACCUAAAUGGUGUACAUUUCUCGAUAAUAUUACAGAAGAGCUCGAAGAAAAACCAGCAGAUACGGUGUACGAUGAUUAUAAAUUUUUAACGUUGAAAGAACUCGAUACACUUGGUUUAUCUCAUUUAAUUGGUUCCGAUCUUCUUCGAGCCUAUAUGCAUGGUUAUUUCAUGGAUAUUCGACUUUAUAAUCAAGCUAAAAGUGUUGCGGAACCAUUUGCAUUUGCUGAAUAUCGAAAACAAAAAUUACGUGCAAAAAUUGAUCUUAAACGAGAAAAAAGUCGUGUACCAUUACCGAUUGUACCAACGGUUAAUAAAGAACUUGCUGAAAAACUACUGCACGAUGAAGGUGAUUUUAUUGUUAACAAAAAAAAGAAACAAAAAGCUGCUGAUACUAAAGAAAGUCUAACUAUUCUCAAAGACUCACGAUUUCGAUCAUUGUUUACUAAUCCUGAUAUGCAAAUCGAUGCUAAUCAUGUAUCAUUUAAAAAUAUUGCACCACUUGUUUCUCGACUUAGUAGACAAACCACAGCUGAAGAUGAAUCAAUAUCAAAUGAAAACGACGAAGACCAAGAUGAAGAAGAACAAGAAGAUGACGAUGGUAAUGACUUAAUUGACGAUAUGCUCACAUCGGAUGACGAUAAUUAA